UUCAGAAAAUGAAAUGUAUGAUUUGACAAAUGAAGAGUCACAAGAAGAUACUGAUAUUAGUUUGGAUAAUGAAAUGAAGAAUGACUUUUAUUCAGACAAUUUAAACGUUCGUCGUCAUAGUUUUGAAUGUUCUCAAUCACGUACACAUAAAGCCAAAAAAGUAAUUGACAUUACCAAGCAGCGUAAAUGUAAUUCAGCAGCAAUUAAUUGCCAGUGGCAUGUGAAUUUUAACAAACGUAAGAAUGCUACUAAAAUAGAAAUGUUAGAGGAUAUAGAGUUUUAUACACGUUCUACGGAAGGUUUAGGAGCAAAAAUUCAGUAUAGUCUUUUAAGUGCUAAGUACCCAAAUAAGUAUAUAGACAAGAAAGACUUGUAUAAUACUAUUCAAUGGUUUAGAAUCCCUUCAUGUGAUAAAUUAAAAACUGAUGCCGCAGAAGCCUUGCAACAAUUAAUAGCUUUAAAGGCUGAAGAUUCUGAAUGGGUAGUUGUACCCAAUAUUGGUGACGGAAAUAGAUUGAUGGCGCUUUUUUGGAUGUCCCCUCUACAAGUUUCACUAUGA
This is a messenger RNA of Dentiscutata erythropus, 559 nucleotides long. NCBI's taxonomy places the organism in Eukaryota, Fungi, Glomeromycota, Glomeromycetes, Diversisporales, Gigasporaceae. The record is from the annotation of a GenBank genome assembly.